GAUCAACAAAACAGAAUUUAUGGGCUUUCAGUGUGUUGUAGUAGUAGCAUUAGCAGUAGUCUUGCCACUAGUUCGUGUUGGGCAAGAAAGUUUUGAGUUGAUUCAAGUCUGAAAUUUUUUAAUUUUUAUGUGUCUGUCAAACUCAGGCUCAUGUUCUUCUUUCACGAGCCCUCUCUCUUGUGCUGGCACAAGCGCGCACGAUGUCGCGGGCAGCGGCGGGAGCGAUUGUCCUUAUGGCUGAUCGAUUCUUAUAACAUACUAGGCGUUUCCCGUGUGUUUAGCGGUCCGAGAGGAGAGAAAGGUGAACGAGGGAGAGGGAGCUGCUAGGGGCAGGCUUGGGCAGAGUCCAGCCUCCGGCUCACCGUACCGCGGUUGGUCCACCCCAGGCGCGCGAUCCGAUUCGGGCCCCUUUGUGGUCCUGACGUUAGCCUGCCCAAACGCGGCUGGCGGCCGCGUUAGAGCCCGCCAACGGCUGCGUGACUCGGUGAAACAGGGUCUCACGCCGAAACUGUGACCCGCGAAACUGUGAGGCUCUCAACCCUGACACUGCGCCACUCUGAGACGGGAAGCCCUGACAUCCGCCAACCCUGAGGCGCGAAACCCUGACACGCCGAAACCCGGACCCGCGAAACCCUGACAUCCCGAAACUCUGACCCGCGAACCUCUGAGGCGCUAAACCCUGACACUGCGCAACUCUGAGGCGGGAAACCCUGAGACGGCAAAACCCUGGGGCGCAAAACUCUGAGGCGCUAAACCCUGACCUGGCGCAACUCUGAGGCGGGGAACUCUGAGGCGCAAAACCCUGCCCCGGCGCAACUCUGAGGCGGGAACCCCUGACAUGCCGAAACUCUGAGGCGCGAAACUCUGAGGCGCUAAGCCCUGACAUUGCGCAACUCUGAGGCGGGAAACCCUGACCCGCUGAAACUCUGACCUUCGAAACUCUGAGGCGCUAAACCCUGACCUGGCGCAACUCUGAGGCGGGGAGCCCUGACAUGCCGAAACUCCGAGGCGUGAAACUCUGAGGCGCUAAGCCCUGACAUUGCGCAACUCUGAGGCGGGAAGCCCUGACACCCGGAAACUCUGAGGCGCGAAACUCUGAGGCGCUAAACCCUGACACUACGCAACUCUGAGGCGGGAAACUCUGAGACGGCAAAACUCUGACCCGCGAAACACUGAGGCGCUAAACCCUGACCCGGCGGAACUCUGAGGCGGGGAACCCUGAGGCGCAAAGUCCUGCCCUGGCGCAACUCUGAGGCGGGAAGCCCUGACAUGCCGAAACUCUGAGGCGGCCGGGAAACCCUGGCUGGCGCAACUCUGAGGCGGGAAACCCUGACCCGCGAAACCCUGAGGCGCUAAGCCCUGACCUGGCGCAACUCUGAGGCGGGAAGCCCUGACAUGCCGAAACUCUGAGGGGUGAAACUCUGAGGCGCUAAACCCUGACACUGCGCAACUUUGAGGCGGAAAGCCCUGACAGACAUGCCGAAACUCUGAGGCGCAAAACUCUGAGGCGCUAAACCCUGACAUGGCGCAACUCUGAGGCGGGAAGCCCUGACAUGCCGAAACUCUGGGGCGCGAAACUCUGAGGCGCUAAACCCUGACAUUGCGCAGCUCUGGAUGGGAAGCCCUGACAUUCCGAAACUCUGGGGCGCUAAGUCCUGACAUUGCGCAACUCUGAGGCGGGAAACCCUGGCUGGCGCAACUCUGAGGCGGGAAACCCUGAGACGCGAAAACCCUGACCCGCGAAACUCUGAGGCGCUAAACCCUGACCUGGCGCAACUCUGAGGCGGGAAGCCCUGACCUGCUGAAACUCUGAGGCGCGAAACUCUGAGGCGCUAAACCCUGACCAGGCGCAACUUUGAGGCGGAAAGCCCUGACAUGCCGAAACUCUGAGGCGCAAAACUCUGAGGCGCUAAACCCUGACCUGGCGCAACUCUGAGGCGGGAAGCCCUGACAUGCCGAAACUCCGAGGCGCGCAACUCUGAGGCGCGAAGCCCUGACACUGCGCAACUCUGAGGCGGGAAGCCCCGACAUCCUGAAACCCUGACCUUCGAAACUCUGAGGCGCUAAGCCUUGACCUGGCGCAACUCUGAGGCGGGAAGCCCUGACAUGCCGAAACUCUGAGGCGCUAAACCCUGACACUGCGCAACUCUGAGGCGGGAAGCCCUGACAUGCCGAAACUCUGAGGCGCGAAGCCCUGACAUGGCGCAACUCUGAGGCGGGAAACCCUGACAUCCGCCAACAUUGAGACGCAACACCCUGCCGCCGUUUGUGCCUGCAAAACCCUGAGAACUGGAUCCUGACUUUUGUGCCCCUUUUUGCAAACCUUGAGAUGCCAAACCCUGACCCGACCGCGAUUUAGCCCGCCCUGGGAACCCUGGGAUUCCCUGGCUUUCCCCUUAAAGCUCUGAGAGUCCUGGCCCGUUUUUUUGUGCCCCUUGUGGUUCUCCUUGGUUGCCCUUAAAACCCUGACGUCCGACCUCGAUUUUUGCCGAUCAUUAUUAAAGAUAGAAUAAUUUAGGCCUAGUCACAAUCGGCCUGAGUUGGGCGUUCACGUGGACGAGAACGCCAUGAGUCAUCAAACUGGGUAAGCGCUAUUAUGGGCUAUCAUCAAUUGACUUUGACGAUAAAUCUUGGUAUAAUUUGAGAAUUUUGGAUUCUCGUACUGGUACUCGUACUAUAUAGUUGAAUAUGCAUAAUUACUAUACUAAGUAAUUGGAUCGACGUAGAAUUUGGAGAUGAUCGCGAAGUAGAUCGACGCGGAAGCAGUACUAGCUAGUUGUAUCUAGUGAGAUCACAAGAUGAAGAACGCAAGCAGCUUCAAACCUUCUUGGGAUCGAUGAAGUGAGUUCUGCGCUGACUUGUCGGUCCUGAUGUUUCUUUUCGCUCGCGGAGAAAAAAUGGUGGCCGAUAUGUAGAAUGCAUGCAAAGAGCUAAGGUAUAAACUGGCUAAGUAAACAACUCGAAGAGCAGUCAUCGAGGCGCUCCAGCAACAGGCAAAAGGCUACAACUCCGAGACUUUAGCUUUUGGUGGUGUGGUUGGUGGACGUCCUCGUUGGAUAAAGGCGAAUGA
Amoebophrya sp. A25 is the source of this 3070-nucleotide messenger RNA. The record is from the annotation of a GenBank genome assembly. Lineage: Eukaryota; Dinophyceae; Syndiniales; Amoebophryaceae.